AUCGCUCCGUUCCUGGUGAACGAGCGCCGUAAACAUGGCGGACUACAAGGAGGCACCUUUAGCGACUCGCCCGCAAACAUUAGAUCCGGCGGAAUAUUAUAGAGUUUCACCUGAAUAUCGACGUGCGGAGGAGCAGCGAGCUGCACUGAGGUCCCGACUGAAGAGAGAAUAUCAGAUGAAGCUGAAUAAUCCUCUGAGGAAAGAGCUGAUUGAGGACCCGGCACUCACAAAGUGGACGUACGUCCGUACUGAGCAGUAUAAGAACUUCAGACCAACACCCAAAUCGUCCCUGGUCGCGGGUUUGAUCGGCGUCGCUCCGCUCUUUAUCUUGUGCUACGUGUUAAAGACCGACCGUGACAAAAGGGAGCAGCGGAUAAAAGACGGGACGUACGAACGGCCCUACAGACUCUCGUACUGACCUCUGACUCAUGUUGUAUUUCAUGUUGUACAUGUAACUAUAAAUAAACUUUACUGCUGAAAUAAUAA
Tachysurus vachellii is the source of this 486-nucleotide messenger RNA. RefSeq names its product NADH:ubiquinone oxidoreductase subunit B4 (gene ndufb4). The coding region runs from base 35 to 418 and encodes 127 amino acids. The transcript has 3 exons. The record is from RefSeq and is a predicted model, not a curated record. Gene Ontology annotation, cellular component: mitochondrion. Lineage: Eukaryota; Metazoa; Chordata; Actinopteri; Siluriformes; Bagridae.